Molecule: messenger RNA, 300 nt
Organism: Rotaria sp. Silwood1
Lineage: Eukaryota; Metazoa; Rotifera; Eurotatoria; Philodinida; Philodinidae
Source: the annotation of a GenBank genome assembly
AUGAAAAAUGAAAAUUGUACUCUCAAAUAUGGUAAACGUUUAUUAAAAGAAGGUAAUGAAAUUUCAAUCAAUGGAAAAUUAUACAAAGUUGAAGAAUGCCAAUUACAACGAGCUUAUCAAACAUGUGGUCCUCAUCUGUGGCAUAUAAUUAAUAUUGUCUGUAAUGCUAUAGAUCAACACAAAAAUAAAAAUCGACUGGGAUCUCUCGUGCGACGAUUUUCACAAGAAAAAUUACUUUCUGAAGCUUGUUGUCUAAAUUCAUGUACUGUUUCUGAAAUGACUCGAUAUUGUCCUAGUUAA